Messenger RNA from Protopolystoma xenopodis, 1098 nucleotides. The record is from the annotation of a GenBank genome assembly. Lineage: Eukaryota; Metazoa; Platyhelminthes; Monogenea; Polystomatidea; Polystomatidae.
AUGGACUUAAUUGGGCGUAGCUUUGAAGAGAGUGCUAGUACUUCAUUUGCACUUGUAUUUUCCUAUGUUUUAGGUAUCUACCUCCUUGACCAGUUAGGACUUCUGAGUUGCGCUACUGUUUUGGCUGUCAUUAGCAACAAACUUCGUCAUUACACUCCUCAAAUUGGGAUGGAUAUAAAUCAUCACCUGUGUCGCAGUGAGAAGAUUCCCUAUCAUCGAAGUGAUAAUUCAGCUAUUAUCGGCGACAGUGUAAACAUAAACGUCAAAUCUGACUGGCCAUCUAGCCUACAACAUCCCAUUGCUCACAAGUGUACGGAUUCUGAGCAACAUAAGAAGCGUUGCUGUCAGAUAAUGCCAACCACUUCCACUCAUGCAACGUUCAGCCAAACCGGCAUAGGCAGACAGUUAAUUGAUCGAGAAGAUAAUAAAAGAGAGGAAGAUAAAGAACAGGAUAAAGAAGACGAUGAAUAUGAGAUUUGGUGUCAAAUGAAGACCAAAGCACGACCUCCUCUCACUAAUGCAAUAUAUUCAAGGCAUAAAAAGCAUCUUCACACUAGGAACUAUAAGUACUCUGAGACAGAAAUUACAAGUAUGAAACGUGACCUUAAAGAUACAUCCCUUUAUCAAUCAGAGCAUAACCUCUCUCCAGAGCAUAGAGAGUUUGAGGAAGUCGAACAUUUUCGAACAAAAAACCUUUGUCAUGCAUACAGUCAGCCUUACAAACAAAUGCACCUUCAGGACUCUAAUGAAGAACUGAAGCGAACACAGAAUCACAGGCUAUUAGAUCACUACGGCGACAGAUACAAUCAUGGCAGAAUGUCCCUCAAGAUAUAUAAAUUAAAGGCUAAAACUUCCGGAAUUGAGAAUGGCAGCUUAAGAGAAGUAUUGCUCCGGUUUUGGAAGUGCCCUGUGGGCGGACGCCUGACUAAAAUGUGGUGGAAAAUACGGGCCUAUUUAAAAUGGCUGUUACAUGUAGGCAGCAUAAAACAUAGACAACGUCUCUCGACCAAAAUGGAUAGGAUUUGCAUGAGUUGUUAUUUAAUCUUCUCAGUCAUAAAUGCAAUUGUAUGUCUCAUAAUCAUGCCAAGACUUGCAUGA